Messenger RNA from Erythranthe guttata (spotted monkey flower), 724 nucleotides. The record is from RefSeq and is a predicted model, not a curated record. NCBI's taxonomy places the organism in Eukaryota, Viridiplantae, Streptophyta, Magnoliopsida, Lamiales, Phrymaceae.
CUCUCUCUCUCUCUUCUUUCUCUCUCUAUAAAGAAAAAAUAAAACCCCUAUUUGAAGCACAAAAUUCCCCUCUCAUUUUGCCGCCAUCACUUCUCCUUUCUCUCUCGUUCAAAGUUUCUGCAAAAAAAAACAAAACCCUCCAAAAUUAAAUCUCCUUUUCUCUCUCACUUUACCAAUUGCUUGUGUUUUUUUUGGCUUAAAUCAAAAUGGGUUUCUCGAAGAAACACCAAAUUGAAGUGGGCAAAGAAUCAGAAGUCAAGAAAUGGGUUAUCGCCGGAAUAGCAAUCCGGUCGCCGUUGAAACCCAUAUCUACAAAGCCCAGAGAAGACGACGACGACGGCGGCGAAGAUUUUGCACGCGCGGCGGGUUCCACAACCCCGACGGCGCGUGAGUCGAAGCUGCCGGAAAAGCUGUCGUGUCCGCCGGCGCCGAGGAAGCGCCGCCCCGCUUCAACUUGCCAUGUUAACGGAGCUAUAGAGUUCUUCAUUCCUCCAGAUUUGGAAUCAGUGUUCAUCUGCCAUGCUGGGCGAGCCAAUUGAUUAAAAAAAAAUUAAAAAAAAAAAAAAAAAAUUAGAUUUUUAUUUCCUCUUUGUAUUUGUUAUUAGUUUUUUUAGUGGGUCCCAUUAGAUUUUGUUUUGUCAGUGUUUAGUGGUAGUGUUUAGGGUUAAGUGGGAUGUAUAAAUACACUAAUUAUUAGUAUGGAUUUUUAUUUUCUAAGAUCAAA